AUGGAUCUCUUUGGGUUGGUGUAGACAGCUGUUGAUUUGGCUAAAGCACACGAAGAAAAUGGUGAAGAGGUCAAAUUCUUUAGACUUAAAUUGUCAUCUCUUUAAGAAUAAUUAUAGAAAUUAGAAUAGAAGGAUUUCCAAAUCAAUGUCCAAUUGCAAGGCUAGAUUAAAAAGGAAUUGACAGAGUCUUCUCAAUUACUCUCCAAAUUACCAGAACGCAACUCAUAUAUUAAUACAAUUCUAUCCAAAUUGCCUUUUGGGAGUGUUUACAAUGAUAUCAAAGAUAAAUCAUAGGCUUUGGAUCGACUUAGUCAGCAAUUGAACAAUCAUUUAAUAACAAGUUUGGCUCUUGCUUAGACGAGUACAGUUGAGAAAUAAAAGAAUGUUACAACCCAUGUAGAAGAAACGUAGAUUGAUGAUGAUCAGAUAGUUCAAAGUAAUCAAUCCCAAGGAAAGAUCUAAUUAAAGUUGAUUGCAGAGGACCACAUUAAACAAUAGUUUAGAAUGAAUAUCAUAAAUACAAUAGAAGUAAUUGAGUUACAAUUUACGAAUAAUGAAAGUAAUGAGUUGGAAGUGUUUAAAUUUGGCAGAGAAUAUUAUAGAAAAUUGUAGAUGGAAGUUUAGCAGGUGUAAACUAUUUCUAGAGAUCAUGCAACUAUAACAUGCAUUAGAAAAUAAAAAUAAAAAUUUGAUAGCGAUAAUUUCGAAGUACCAUAAAAAAAAAUUAAAAUUGAUAAACCAACAGAAUAACAUUAACCAUAAUAACAAGAAAUAUUUUACACCUGCAUUGAUAAUUCCUAACAAUAAGAAGAAGCAAAGCCUGGGGAUGAAAAUAAUAAUUAUGAAUACAUUUUUAAGUUAUAAAAUAAAAGCCCAAAUGGGAUAUUUAUUUAUAGGGAUGAGGAAUAGACCAAAAAUAAUGAUGAGAUUAUUCUUGGUACUUGGACAAGGAUUGUAAACAACAAAACUAUUGUUUUGAAAUCAAAAGAUAAAAUUGCAAUAUUAAUGAAAAAACCAGAAUAUAAGUAGCCAUUAAUUGCAUAUGAAUUCAUUAUGCUAUUGUGAUAUAUAAUAUAAAAUAUCUUUAGUAAAUAAUAAUAAAAUUUGA
Molecule: messenger RNA, 1108 nt
Organism: Paramecium tetraurelia
Lineage: Eukaryota; Ciliophora; Oligohymenophorea; Peniculida; Parameciidae
Exons: 6
Source: RefSeq, a predicted model, not a curated record